Messenger RNA from Choloepus didactylus (southern two-toed sloth), 7534 nucleotides. RefSeq names its product tenascin C (gene TNC). NCBI's taxonomy places the organism in Eukaryota, Metazoa, Chordata, Mammalia, Pilosa, Megalonychidae. The record is from RefSeq and is a predicted model, not a curated record. Gene Ontology annotation, molecular function: protein binding. The coding region runs from base 297 to 6899 and encodes 2200 amino acids. The transcript has 28 exons.
CGCCUCUCUCCGGCACGGACACACACGCUCGCCUCUUGCACAAAGAGGGCUCAGCGUGGUGUGGCCCUGGGGGGAGCAGCGCAUGUGGGAGCCUUCUGCUGCUCAGUUCUAGGUACUUACUCCAUGGAGCUGGAACCCUCAAGGAUCUAGGGCUUUCCCCCUCCGGAAAGAAGACAGUUUCAAGAAGAGCAGAGACGGCUGCUUUGAAUUCCACCCUGUGCUUUCAAACCUGCAAAUCAGCCUGAGAGUGAGCCACCCUAGCACCCCAGCAGCAGCCAGCUGAGCCCACCUCCACCAUGGGGGCCGUGACUCAGUUGCUGGCGGGCAUUGUCAUAGCUCUGCUUGCCCUCCCUACUGAAGGUGGUGUCCUCAAGAGAGUCAUCAGGCACAAGCGACAGAGUGGGGUGAAUGUCUCACUGCCAGAGGAGCAGCAGCCGGUGGUGUUUAACCAUAUCUACAAUAUCAAGCUGCCCAUGGGGUCCCAGUGCUCAGUGGAUCUGGAAUCAGCCAGCGGGGAGAAAGACCUGGCCUCACCGCCAGAGCCCAGCGAAAGUUUCCAGGAGCACACAGUGGACGGGGAAAACCAGAUCGUCUUUACACACCGCAUCAACAUCCCCCGCCGGGCCUGUGGCUGUGCUGCAGCUCCUGACGUCAAGGAGCUCCUGAGCAGGCUGGAGGAGCUGGAGAGUCUGGUGUCCUCCUUGCGGGAGCAGUGUACCUCGGGAGCGGGCUGCUGUCCCCAGCCUGCGGAAGGCCGCCUGGACACGAGGCCCUUCUGCAGUGGCCGGGGCAACUUCAGCACCGAAGGAUGCGGCUGCAUUUGUGAACCCGGCUGGAAAGGCCCCAACUGCUCAGAGCCCGACUGUCCCAGCAGCUGCCACCUGCGAGGCCAGUGCAUCGACGGCCAGUGUGUCUGUGACUCAGGCUUCACGGGCGAGGACUGCAGCCAGCUGGCCUGUCCAAGCGACUGCAAUGACCAGGGCAAGUGCGUGAACGGGGUGUGCGUCUGUUUCGAAGGCUACACGGGGGCCGACUGCAGCCAUGAGGUGUGCCCGGUGCCCUGCAGCCAGGAGCACGGCAAGUGUGUGGACGGACGGUGCGUGUGCCAGGACGGCUUCGCGGGCGAUGACUGCAACGAGCCCCUCUGCCUCAACAACUGCUACAACCGCGGGCGGUGCGUGGAGAACGAGUGCGUGUGCGACGAGGGCUUCACUGGCGAAGACUGCGGCGAGCUCAUCUGCCCCAAGGACUGCUUCGACCGGGGCCGCUGCAUCAACGGGACCUGCCACUGCGAGAAAGGCUUCACGGGAGAGGACUGCGGCCAGCUCACCUGCCCCAACGCCUGCCACGGCCAAGGGCGCUGCAACGAGGGGCAGUGCGUGUGUGACGAAGGCUUCACCGGGGUGGACUGCAGUGAAAAGAGGUGUCCUGCUGAUUGUCACAACCACGGCCGCUGCAUCGACGGGCAGUGCGAGUGUGACGAUGGCUUCGCGGGACCCGACUGCAGGGAGCUCCGAUGCCCUAACGACUGCCACGGCCACGGCCGCUGUGUCAACGGGCAGUGCGUGUGUGACGAGGGUUACACCGGGGAGGACUGCGGCCAGCAGCGCUGCCCGAGCGACUGUAACAACCGGGGCCGCUGCAUCCAGGGGAAGUGCCUGUGCGAGCGUGGCUUCACGGGCUAUGACUGCAGUGACAUGAGCUGCCCCAGUGACUGUCACCAGCACGGCCACUGCGUGAACGGCAUGUGUGUGUGUGAUGACGGGUACACAGGCGAAGACUGCCGGGACCUGCGAUGCCCCAAGGACUGUAGCCGCCGGGGCCGCUGCGUGGACGGGCAGUGCGUGUGUGAGGACGGUUUCACGGGCCCCGACUGUGCAGAGUUGUCCUGUCUGAACGACUGCCACCGCCAGGGCGACUGCGUGAACGGGCAGUGCGUGUGCCAUGAAGGCUUCACGGGCAAAGACUGCAGGGAGAGAAGGUGUCCCAAUGACUGCAAUGGCCGGGGCCGCUGCGUGGAUGGCCAGUGUGUCUGCCACGAGGGCUUUACCGGCCUGGACUGUGGGCAGCUCUCCUGCCCCAAUGACUGCAGCCAGUUAGGCCAGUGCGUGGCCGGCCGCUGCAUCUGCAGGGAAGGCCAUGCCGGGGAAGACUGCUCCGACGUGUCCCCUCCCAAAGACCUGGUCGUGACAGAAGUGACAGAAGAGACCGUCAACCUGGCUUGGGACAAUGAAAUGCGGGUCACAGAAUACCUCGUCGUGUACACGCCCACCCACGCUGACGGCCUGGAGAUGCAGUUCCGCGUGCCCGGAGACCAGACGUCCACCACCAUCCGGGAGCUGGAGCCUGGCGUGGAGUACUUCAUCCGCGUGUUCGCCAUCCUGGAGAACAAGAAGAGCAUUCCUGUCAGCGCCAGGGUGGCCACUUAUUUACCUGCACCUGAAGGCCUAAAAUUCAAGUCUAUCAAGGAGACAUCUGUAGAAGUGGCAUGGGACCCUCUGGACAUUGCUUUUGAAAACUGGGAGAUCAUCUUCCGCAAUAUGAACAAAGAAGAUGAGGGAGAGAUCACCAAAAGUCUGAGGAGGCCAGAGACCUCGUACCGGCAAACUGGUCUAGCUCCAGGACAAGAGUAUGAAAUAUCUCUGCACAUUGUGAAAAACAAUACCCGUGGCCCCGGCCUGAAGAAGGUGACAACUACCCGCUUGGAUGCCCCCAGCCAAACUGAGGUGAAAGAUGUCACUGACACCACUGCCCUCAUCACCUGGUUCAAGCCCCUGGCCGAGAUCGACAGCAUCGAGCUCUCCUAUGGGGUCAAAGGCGCGCCGGGCGACCGCACCACUGUCGACCUCACACCCGACGAGAACCAGUACAGCAUCGGGAACCUGAGGCCAGACACUGAGUACGAGGUGGCCCUCAUCUCCCGCAGGGGCGACAUGUCCAGCAACCCAGCCAAGGAGAUCUUCACGACAGGGCUGGAUGCUCCCAGGAAUCUCAGGCGCAUCUCCCAGACAGACAACAGCAUCACCCUAGAGUGGAGAAAUGGCAAGGCAGCCAUUGACAGCUACAGAAUUAAGUAUGCACCCAUCUCUGGAGGUGACCAUGCAGAGGUUGACAUCCCAAAGAGCCAACAAGCCACAACCAAAACCACACUCACAGGUUUGAGGCCGGGAACUGAGUAUGGGAUUGGAGUGUCUGCUGUGAAGGAGGACAAGGAGAGCAACCCGGCGACCAUCAAUGCGGCCACAGACAUGGAUGCGCCCAAGGACCUUCGGGUUUCAAAAAUGACAGACAACAGCCUGACCUUGCUCUGGAGAGCGCCCCUGGCCAAGUUUGACCAUUACCGCCUCAACUACAGCCUCCCCUCGGGUCAGCCGAUGGAGAAGCAGCUUCCCAAAGACACCACCUCCUACGUUCUGCGGGGCCUGGCACCUGGGCAGGUGUACACCAUCCUCCUAAGAGCAGAGAAAGGCAGACACAAGAGCAAACCCGCCCACGUGAAGGCGUCCACCGACCAAGCCCCUGAACUGCGAAACUUCACCGUGACUGAGGUCGGCUGGGAUGGCCUCAGGCUCACCUGGACCGUGGAUGACCAGACCCAUGAGCACUUUGUCAUUCAGGUGCAGGAGGCUAACAAGGUGGAGGUGGUCCAGAACCUUACGGUGCCCGGCAGCCUCAGGUCUGUGGACAUCCCGGGCCUCAAGGCCGCCACCCCUUACAGGGUCACCAUCUUCGGGGUGACUCGGGGCAAUAGGACACCAGCACUCUCUGCUGAAGCCUCCACAGGGGAAACUCCCUCGCUGGGGGAGGUAACAGUGGCCGAGGUGGGCUUGGAUGCCCUCAAGCUCAACUGGACAGCUCCAGAAGGAGUCUAUGAGCACUUUUUCAUUCAGGUGCAGGAGGCGGACACAGUAGAUGCAGCCCAGAACCUCACAGUCCCAGGGCGACUAAGGUCCGUGGACCUAACUGGGCUCAAACCAACUACUCAUUAUAGCAUCUCCAUCCGUGGGGUCACUCCGGACUUCAGCACAACCCCUCUGUCUGUUGAAGUCUUGACAGAGAAGGUUCCAGAACUGGGAAACCUCACAGUGAGCAAGGUUAGCUGGGAUGCUGUCAACCUGGACUGGACCACCCAAGAUGGGACCUACGAACAGUUUAUCGUUCAGGUCCAGGAGGCUGACCAGGCAGAAGUUCGCAAUCUCACUGUUCCUGGAAGCCUGCGUUCCGUGGAAAUCCCAGGCCUCCGGGCCAGCACUCCUUACACAAUCACCCUGCACGGCAUGCUCAGGGACCGCAGCACUCGACCCCUUGCUGUGGAGGUCACCACAGAGGAAAUCCCUCAGCUGGGAGACUUAACCGUGACUGAGGUCGGCCGGGAUGGCCUCAGACUCACCUGGACCGUGGAUGACCAGGCCUAUGAGCACUUUGUCAUUCAGGUGCAGGAGUCUAACAAGGUGGAGGCGGCCCAGAACCUCACAGUGCCCGGCAGCCUCAGGGCUAUGGACAUCCCGGGCCUCAAGGCUGCCACCCCUUAUAGAGUCACCAUCCACGGGGUGGCUCAGGGCUAUAAGACACCAGUCCUCUCUGCUGAGGCCUCCACAGCUAAGGAACCUGAAAUUGGAAACUUGAAUGUUUCUGACACAACUCCUGAUGGCUUCAGUCUCUCCUGGACAGCUACUGAUGGGGUCUUUGAGAUCUUUACCAUUGAAAUUAUUGAUUCCAAUAGGUUGCUGGAGACAGUCGAAUAUAAUAUCUCUGGUGCUGAACGAACUGCCCAAAUCUCAGGGCUACCCCCUAGUUCUGAUUUUAUUGUCUACCUCUCUGGACUUGCUCCCAACAUCCCGACCAAAACCAUCAGCUCCACAGCCACCACAGAGGCCCUGCCCCUUCUGGAAAACCUAACCAUUUCCGACAUUAAUCCCUACGGGUUCACAGUUUCCUGGAUGGCAUCGGAGAAUGCCUUUGACAGCUUCCUAGUAACGGUGGUGGAUUCUGGGAAGCUGCUGGACCCCCAGGAAUUCACCCUUUCAGGAACCCAGAGGAAGCUGGAGCUUAGAGGUCUCAUAACUGGCAUUGGCUAUGAGGUUACAGUCUCUGGCUUCACCCAAGGGCACCAAACCAAGCCCUUGAGAACUGAGACUGUUACAGAAGCAGAGCUAGAAGUUGACAACCUUCUGGUUUCAGAUGCCACCCCAGACGGUUUCCGUCUGUCCUGGACAGCUGAUGAAGGAGUCUUCGACAGUUUUGUUCUCAAAAUCAGAGAUACCAAAAAGCAGUCUGAGCCACUGACAAUAACCCUACCUGCCCCUGAGCGUACCAGGGACAUAACAGGUCUCAGAGAGGCCACUGAAUAUGAAAUUGAGCUCUAUGGAAUAAGCAAUGGAAGACGAUCCCAGCCUGUCAGUGCUAGAGCAACAACAGCCAUGGGUACCCCAAAGGAAAUCAUUUUCUCAGACAUCACUGAAAACUCGGCCACCGUUAGCUGGAUGCCACCUACUGCCCAGGUGGAGAACUUCCGGAUUACCUACGUGCCCAUUGCAGGAGGAACGCCCUCCGUUGUAACUGUGGAUGGGACCAGGACUCAGGCCAAGCUGGUGCAGCUCAUUCCCGGGGUGGAGUACCUUGUCAGCGUCAUUGCCACAAAGGGCUUUGAGGAAAGUGAACCUGUCUCGGGGUCUCUCACCACGGCUCUGGAUGGUCCAUCUCGCCUAGUGACAGCCAACAUCACGGACUCGGAGGCCUUGGCCAUGUGGCAGCCAGCCAUCGCUGCAGUGGACAAUUACGUCAUCUCCUACACUGGGGAGAGAGUGCCAGAAAUUACACGCACGGUGUCCGGGAACACAGUGGAGUAUGCCCUGACCAACCUCGUGCCUGCCACGGAGUACACGCUGAGAAUCUUUGCUGAGAAAGGGCCCCAGAAGAGCUCAACACUCACUACCAAGUUCACAACAGACCUCGAUUCUCCAAGAGACCUGACUGCUACUGACAUUCAGUCAGAAACUGCCCUCCUCACCUGGCAGCACCCCCAGGCGUCCGUCACCGGUUACCUUCUGGUCUACGAAUCUGUGGAUGGUACAGUCAAGGAAGUCAUUUUGGGCCCAGACACCACCUCCUACAGCUUGGCAGGGCUGAGCCCAUCCACCCAUUACACAGCCAAGAUCCAGGCACUGAAUGGGCCUCUAAGGAGCAAGCUGAUCCAGACCAUCUUCACCACAAUUGGAUUGCUGUACCCAUUCCCCAGGGACUGCUCCCAAGCCAUGCUCAAUGGAGACACGACCUCUGGGCUCUACACCAUUUAUCUCAAUGGUGAUAAAGCCCAGGCCCUGGAAGUCUUCUGUGACAUGACCUCUGAUGGCGGUGGAUGGAUCGUAUUCCUGAGACGCAGCAAUGGACGUGAGGAUUUCUAUCGAAACUGGAAGGCCUAUGCUGCUGGAUUUGGGGACCGCAGAGAUGAAUUCUGGCUUGGGCUGGACAACUUGAGCAAAAUCACAGCCCAGGGGCAGUAUGAGCUCCGGGUUGACCUGCAGGACCACGGGGAGACAGCCUACGCCGUCUACGACAGGUUCAGCGUGGGAGACGCCAAGACCCGCUACAAGCUGAAGGUGGAGGGGUACAGCGGUACUGCAGGUGACUCCAUGACAUACCACAAUGGCAGAUCUUUCUCUACCUUCGACAAGGACACAGACUCAGCCAUCACCAACUGUGCCCUGUCCUACAAGGGGGCUUUCUGGUACAAGAACUGUCACCGCGUCAACCUGAUGGGGAGAUACGGGGAUAACAGCCACAGUCAGGGUGUUAACUGGUUCCAUUGGAAAGGCCAUGAAUACUCAAUUCAAUUUGCUGAGAUGAAGCUGAGACCCAGCAACUUCCGAAAUCUCGAAGGCAGGCGCAAGCGGUCAUGAAUUCCAGGGACAACUGGGUGAGAGAGGGGUAGGGCCCAGAGAAAAGAAAGGAUUUUACCAAAGCAGCGCUACAACCAGUCCAACCAUCAAGCCACACCUGGGCAUUUGCAAGAGUCAAACUGGACCAUGGAAGAGUGGGGUCAAUGGUAACAGCUCUGGCCUCGUCUACUCUGCGAUUACUUCCUUCGCACCAAAGACAACAGUCUCCAACAGGUUUCUGUUUUGUUGUUUGAUUCAGCAAAACUCUUCCAGUGACAGCAUCACAACGAUUGUUAACUUCUUUUGGGUGGCUCUGGGAAUGGGAGAGGGGUAGGCUGUACGUGGGUAGUUUGUUUUAGAACCAGCUGUAUUUUAUGCAAAGCUGUAUAAUUAAUUAUCAUUAUUUUUGUUAGUGAUGAUUAAAUAUUUGUCAUUGGAAGACAUCCCUUUUUUUUACAUUUCAUACGAAAGAAACCAGAAAAGCAAUACUGUUUCAAUUUUUAAGGAUAUGAUUAAUAUUAUUAAUAUAAAAUACUGAUGAUGAUGAAAACUAAAUAUUUGUGAAGAGAUCUUCCUUUCCAAAACACAUCUGGACAGUAUCUGAAAUUGUAUUUUUUUUUAAAUAAAAGCACAAGUACUUUUAAGUUUGGCUUUUA